GCACAAAAGUACUGAAGCUAGUGUUCAAAGUGUCUGCAUUUGCCAGAAUGGUGCUAAACUAGGUCACUGGCCUCUUUAAGUUGUUUCAUUUGCACACCAGAGAUCAUUUCAGUCAAAGCAAGUCAUCUGAGGAGGUUGUAUGAGGCUUGUUUAAUCGUAUCUUGAGGAGAAAAACGUAAAAGCUGCAUUACAACCCAGAGCUGCUAUGACCUGUACUUCUGCAAACUUUAUCUGGCUCAGACUUCCAUGUGAAGAGACGAGCAGUUCCAAGAAACACAGCGUCUCGUCUUGAGCCUGAGCGCCUUCUCCAGCACGCAGACUAAUGGCUGAGCUGCUGAGUCAUGUUGGGUUGGUUCUCAAAGAUUAAGUUGAGAUGAAUCUCCACUCGACCAUUUGGAGAUUCUUGAUUUUACUUCUCAGUCUUUCAAUUAAGCGUGGCCCUCUGCUCCCUGCUGACUGCCUGCGCUUCGAAGGCUGUGGCUCCCUGACAGUGGAACCAGCUCUACCCUUCCUCUUGGGCUCAAACCUGACAGUGUACUGCCACAUCACAAAAUGUCCACAGAGGAGGGAAUGCUCCAGAAUCUCCCUGGAGCUGAACUACGAGACCGUGGACACUUGGGAGAAAGUCAACUGCACCACGGUGAUAUUCACUCUGAUCGAUGUCCGGAGGCCGCUGUCUUUUGUGCGCUGCAAGCGACAUUAUGCUCAGCGGUCUGAGAUUGUCGGUGGACUGGACCUACGUGGUGGUCUCCCUCCAGAUAAACCUGCAAACAUUUUCUGUGAAACGACACGAAGCUCAGAUUUUAUCAACUGCUUGUGGGAGAGAGGACAGGAAACGCACCUCCCUACCACCUACAACGUAUCAAUCAAGAGAGCAAAUGGGACGCAGGUGCUGCUAGAUCAGAUCCGAGGUGCUGAAGAAAUCACCAUGCCGCGAGCAAUGAUAGGUGAAAACGCUGAACACCAGCUGAUUAUCACCGCUUACAAUCACUUUGGAGCAUCACAGUCUGAUCCAGUCACACUCUGCGUAGAGGACAUGGUGAUACCAGAGACGCCUCGUAUAAUCGAGGUAAAGUUUGAGAGCAUCUCCAUAACGGCCCAGUUGCAGUGGGAAACUGCAGAGUCCUCGGAGCAUCUCAGAUCCUACGUCAGGCUCAGCACAGAUAACAGCUCCUGGGAAGCUGUAGAGAGAACAGAUGUCAGCAAGGGCCUGACACAAGUGGACGACCUGAGGCCUCUGACUGCAUAUGAGUUCCAGAUGAGAACAUGUUACUCAGGACUGACCCGUAAUGCGGCCAGCGAAAGGUUGAUCUGCAGCAAAUGGAGCCCGUCUGUUCGGCGAAGAAGUCCUGGAAAAGGUCCAUCGCAGCAGCUGCAUGUUUGGAGGAUAUUAGGCAGUCAGAAGACAAAUGGGUCACGAAUGGUGACGGUUUUGUGGAAGCCUCCACCUCCAGAGGAUUACAGUGGUGAGGUGCAACAGUACAAGAUCUUUAUCGGUAGCGACCAGAACCCGAGAGAGAUUUGUCCCGCCGCUUCCAGCCAGUGUUCGGUUCAGGUGCCAGUCAAUGUCCAGACAUUAAGCGUCAGCGCUGUCACCUUGUAUGGGUCAACUCCACCAGCCGACGUGCCCCUCAGACACUCAGAUGAUUGUGGACCUCUUCUGAAAGUGUUGGCCCCCUCCCCUAAUGGCAGUGCUGUGCUGGUCUCCUGGUCUUGGCCGGGAAACAAACCCUGGUCACCACCCGGAGGAGAAGUGCUGCACUACGUGUUAGAAUGUAGAAGCGUUCCAGCGGCGGAGCUGCAGUGGCAGCAAGUGGCUGAAGAUCAAAACAGCACAUCCUUCACAGGUCUGACUGAUGGUGUGAGGUACAAUAUCUCUGUGUAUGCUGUGACCACUCGAGGUGUUAGUGCGCCAUCAUCUGGUCUGGUCUACUCCAAAGAAAAGGAGCCACUGUCUGGUCCCAAAGUGUGGGUACUGGCCCAUGAGGCCGGACGGAUCUGGAUCCAGUGGGGCGAGCUGCCUGUAGACCAGCAGAGAGGCUUCAUCACAAACUACACCAUCUAUCUCCAGACGCUGGACUCCAGGAACACUGAAAUCAGCGAGACCGUGCCUGGCUCCGACCCCAGACAGAAGUGGCUGGACUGUCCCGAGGGAGCUCUUGUUCUGCAGAUGACCGCAUCCACCUCAGCAGGAGAGGGGCCGCGGGGGAGCCGGAUCCCCUCUCAGCCUGCAACCGCUGGGGUUGGCCUGAUGGUUUUGAUUGUUUUCAUCAUUACCUUUUUCAUUGCACUCAUAGCCAACCUGAUGUGCUGGAGCUGCGUGAGGGCAAGGAUCAAACAGAGAUGUGUAUCCUGGGGACCUGCCUGGUUUGGCGAAAACUUACCAAAACCAGGAAACAGUGUUGCCAUCAGGCUACUGGAGGAUGGAAGUGAACCGACCUUCUCGUCCACCUACAGUGACCCUCCACUGUCCCCCAUCAGUUUAAUCUCCCAGGAGGAGAGAGAUGACGUGUACCCCACCAUCCACGUCGAAAUAUCGGGACAACCCACAGCGGAGACGCCUUUGCUCACGUCGGAUUCUGGCACGAUGCUUGCUGUCAGCCAGCUGGAAGAUGUUAGCUACAAACCCCAGAUCGCCAUGCUGGCUCUACAGGAAGAAGAGGGGACAGAGACGGAUGAGGAGCACAUGGAUGUAGCAACAAUCGAGGAGGAAGACGGGUGUUCGAGCAUGUAUGGAGGCUUAUUUGAAGACUUUCUGUCCAGUGUGGAGGUGGAUUUCUCUGAUGUACCUCUUAGGCUAACUCUCAGAUCUGUUGGCGGUCUUUUGAGACCUAAAACUCAGGAAACAACAACUGUCUUGAAUGGAGGCGUCUUACUGGGGAGGUCUGAGAACAAGGUGGCAGCAGAUUCUCCCAGUCUGGAUUUACAACAGGAUGAAAUAAAGAUGUGUGACACUGCAGACAGGUGUUUAUCUCAGUACACAGUUGAGACCACAUUGACUGAUGGUUAUUUCCCUCAGGUAGCUGCCGUCAGCAGCGCUCCUAUCUGUGACACACAAAGAUAACAGGGAUGAUGGGAGUGACACAACCUGCACUACCAAACUGACUAUCAAGAAAGCAUUAUUCAAGCACCUUCUGACCUCAGUGACAUUGUGUAAUUAGAGAAAACCUUGUUUGAGAUGAUCUGUAACUGUAAUUCCCUCUGUUAAAACCCAAGAUGAUAAAUAAGAAAUGCUUCUAUUGAGUUUGAUUGAAUGCAACUCUAAAGGUGUUUUGUUGGCACUACUUUUAAUAUAGACAUACUUAAUAAAGAAACUUUUUUCAAUGCUUCAAAGAUCAGAAAGAGGCCAUCAUACAGACAGUGCCAGAUCCUUGACUGCGGCACUUUGUCAGGGGUUCACAUUCAUUUUCCCCAGAGGAUGAAUCUUACUUACUUAAGUGAUACCCUAUAUUUCCAUUUACCACCACCAGCAGGUCAGAGUUUUUAUGUAACCAGUAAAAUAGAUCAACAUCUGUUGGAUGCUUUAGCAAAACAAGAAACAAGUGUCAUUGUUCCCAGAGGAUGCAUCCUAAUGACUUUGGUUAUCCCCUCUUAUUUGCUGUAAUACAAAUACGAGGUACCAUCGCUAUUAGAUGGAUUGCCAUGAAAACACAUUCACGUUUUAAUGUGUAUUAUCUUAGUAUCGUAGAAAUUGGUAUUUUGUGCAAUUUGACGCAGCCACAGUUUGAGGGUGUGACACCACUGUCGUAAAUACAAAUCCCAGGUCUGUAACAACUGGUCAGACGUGAUGUAGGUGCUGACUGCAAACAACACUCAGUACGUCAAAACAAUGAUAUGUGUUGCGCCAUGAUCCUACUCUCUCACCGAAGUUGCAUAGUGCGGAAAUAAGUGAUUGGGGGGGCGACUUAGCUGAGGCAACGACACCAUUCACCCUGUUAUAAGAAACUGUACCGUCACCAUGAUGUCAAAGCUGUACCUUUUAAAAAAAGUUUCAUAAUGUUGCUUUAUUGAUGACUUCACUUACUUUGACCAAAUGCCUUCAAAAUAUUGACAUUUAUGUUGGCUUCUACCAUAAUAUUAAGCUAAUUAGCAAUUGUUAGCAUGCUAGCAGGCUUAUCUAAGAUUAUGACCAUUGUGAAGCUCAUAUCUGCAAAUGAUCAACAUCUUAGUGGUGUUAUUGUGAGGAUAAUGGUGUUAGCAUUUAGCUCAUGUCUAACUGCAGAAUGCUUACAUGGCUGUAGACUCUUAGUCCAAUUACUGAGCUCUUCAAACUCGCAAAGAUUUCAGUGUAAAACAUAAAAAAAAUAACUAAAAUUAUUAUGUAUUGUGUUGCAGAGAUAGCUAAUCAAGUUAGCAUGCUAACCAGCUAGCCCCUGUAGUAAACAACACCAACACUUCCCCGAUGCAAUGACAAUUAAUACGACUGCUUGUUGCACAUUUAACAGAGCUUACUAGCUAACAGUAGCUACCGCUAACAGCAGUAAGAGAUUACACUGGGGAUAUGCUGCAAGUUUCUUAGCCUGCAUAUUGCACCUUUAAUACUUUUAUACAAUUAACAGAAGUUAAAGAGCAUCUGACUGUUAACCGAGGAUUGUUUGAUUUACUUGAACGCGAGCUGCCUACAUCAUUAAUAAAGCACUGUGUGUUUCUUACUUCAUGA
Acanthopagrus latus (yellowfin seabream) is the source of this 4660-nucleotide messenger RNA. It is a transcript of the gene il23r, whose product is annotated as interleukin 23 receptor. The coding region runs from base 374 to 3064 and encodes 896 amino acids. Lineage: Eukaryota; Metazoa; Chordata; Actinopteri; Spariformes; Sparidae. Gene Ontology annotation, cellular component: CRLF-CLCF1 complex; external side of plasma membrane; signaling receptor complex. Gene Ontology annotation, molecular function: cytokine receptor activity; cytokine binding. The transcript is spliced from 18 exons. Gene Ontology annotation, biological process: positive regulation of tyrosine phosphorylation of STAT protein; cytokine-mediated signaling pathway. The record is from RefSeq and is a predicted model, not a curated record.